This is a messenger RNA of Tupaia belangeri chinensis (Chinese tree shrew), 1056 nucleotides long. RefSeq names its product YAE1 maturation factor of ABCE1 (gene YAE1). NCBI's taxonomy places the organism in Eukaryota, Metazoa, Chordata, Mammalia, Scandentia, Tupaiidae. The record is from RefSeq and is a predicted model, not a curated record.
GAAGGUUAUAGAGAUGGAAUAGACGCUGGCAAAGCAGUUGCGCUUCAGCAGGGCUUCAAUCAAGGUUAUAAAGAAGGUGCAGAAGUCAUUAUCAACUACGGACAGCUCAGAGGAACAUUGAGUGCUUUGCUCUCCUGGUGUCACCUUCAUGGUAAUAGUUCAACUUUAAUCACUAAAAUAAAUCAUCUUCUGGAUGCAGUUGGCCAGUGUGAAGAGUAUGUGCUCAAACAUCUGAAAUCAAUCACUCCACAACCCCAUGUUGUAGAUUUAUUGGACUCCAUUGAGAAUAUGGACCUUUGUCAUGUAGUUCAAGCUGAUAAAAAGACCAAUGAAGCUGAAGAUGAAAGACUCUGUGAAAACAAUGCUGAAUAUAACAAAAACUGUAGCAAGAGUCCUGUUGGGCUAGAGUGUUCAUAUGUAGGAUGUGGCAGAACAGAGGAGCGUGCACAUGCCAAAAACCCAGGCCUCACCUGGAUUUUAGAACAGACAGCCAAUUUAGUUAAACAGCUAGGAGUGUCUGUAGACAUAUUACAACACCUCAAACAGCUGUAGAAGCUAUCUUUCUUUUUCUAAUGGUGUUCAGAAUGCUGCUUAGAGCAUACUUUCCUGACAAGGUGGCCAAAACCUAUACAAGUUUCUGUGUUGAAUACUUCUCCUGUAGCGUUAUUCUUUGUGGAAAUUUGAAUGUUUUCAAACUUAACACUAUUAAAUAUAAGCCCCUUUUCUCUGCCACGGCUAAUAUUUGUAUAGUAUAUUUUUAAGAUAUGCUCAGGAAUUCCAGUUGUUAUUAUUUUCAAGCUGCUGUCCAUAUCUGAUCAUUAGCAAAAGUGAACAAGGAUCCAACAUGCUUUAUAAUAACUCUACUUUCUCCUGCUGUCACCUCAGGUAGUCAUCCUGAUCUCCAGUUAAUCAGACCAGAAUUACCAAUGGCAGACAUGAAUAUAGGGAGAUAUACAGGCAUAGACAUGUAUCUAGAUAGGAAGAUACACAUUGAAAUUAAGAAAUUGCAUGUGUGAGAAACUGAAGCAAUGUUUAUAUUGUGAUUAAAUUAUUAAA